AUGUCUGAUGAAGUUUUUAGCACAACUUUGGCAUAUACAAAGAGUCCAAAAGUCACCAAAAGAACUACUUUCCAGGAUGAACUAAUAAAAGCAAUUACAGCUCGCUCAGCCAGACAAAGAAGUUCUGAAUAUUCAGAUGACUUUGACAGUGAUGAGAUUGUUUCCUUAGGUGAUUUUUCUGACACCUCAGUAGAUGAAAAUUCAGUUAAGAAAAAGAUUAACGAUUUUCAUAUAUCAGAUGAUGAAGACAAGAAUUCUCCAAAACUGUCUUUUUUGAAAACCAAGAAAUCAAUCAAUGAUGUGAGGAAAGAUGAGCCAGUAGUCUCUAUCAAACACGAUGCGAUGGCACCUGAUGGUGGUAAAGGCAUGAUUGUAAAUCCCUUAUCUGAAUCUCAAAAUAAACAAGAAGAAGUUGAAAAAGAGAAAAUUAAAAUGGAAACGAAACCUAUAAUUCUUCCAAUCAAAAGCGCAUCUUCAGAAAAUAACAGCAGCCUUGAAGCAGAGAACCACUUUAAGCCUUCACCUUGGCCAAGGAGCAUGUUGAAAAAGCACAGCCACAGGGAGGAGAAAGACAGGCUAGGAGAAGACAAAGACACUGCCCUCCAUGAAGAAUUAGAGGCAUAUUCUGUACCUUCAUUCCUCCCAAGGCUGAAUGGCAGACAACCAGAAGCUGAGAAAAAUGCAUUCUCUGAAAACCUUGACCCUGAGGAUGCAUGGUUAACAAGUCUAUCAUCAUCAUCCCUUAAAGAAAGUCUCGGAAAUUCCUCUUCACCAGUAUCUGGGGAAAAAUCCUCCAUUACAGAUCAGAAUGAAGAAUGCACUGAAAACCAUAAUUCCUUGAAAUCAAUUGAAAAUGAAGAGAACUCAGUUUUGAUAGACUUUGUUACUACACUUGAGAAACCUAAGGAAAGUCAAGUGACUGCUGAUGACCUUGAAGAAGAAAAGGAGAAAGCUGAACUGAUUAUGAAUGAUAACUUAACAGUUGAUGAUCCACCACGAUUUCAACUUCACAGUAUCUUAUGCACUGAGUCUGCAAAGAAAAUAAUUCAAGAUAGAAAUAUGAAGAAUAAAAAGUCAACAAAUAAUAGAGCAUCCAAUGCAUCUGGCAGAUUAGUGACCUCUGAGUUCUUAAGGAAACCUGGUUCUCUAAGGAGAACUCAGUUGACAGUUCCCACUUCUCACUAUUUAGGGACUUUGAGAGUCUUGGACCAAAAGCCCUCACAGAAACAGAGCACAGAACCUGACAGAGCAGAUAACAUAAGGGCAGCUGUUUAUCAGGAGUGGUUAGAAAAGAAAAAUGUUUAUUUACAUGAAAUGCACAGAAUUAAAAGAAUCGAAAGUGAACACUUAAGGAUUCAAAAUGAACAGAAAAGAGCUGCUAAGAGAGAAGAAGCCUUAGCUUCAUUUGAGGCCUGGAAAGCCAUGAAAGAAAAGGAAGCAAAGAAGGUAGCUGCAAGAAAAAGGCUUGAGGAAAAAACCAAGAAGAAAACUGAAGAAGAAAAUGCUGUGAGAAAAAGAGAAGCACUGCAAUCUUUUGAAAAAUGGAAAGAGAAAAAGAUGGAAUAUCUUAAAGAGAAAAGUAAAAAAGAGAAAGACUAUGAAAGAGCAAAGAAACAGAAAGAGGAGGAAACUGUUGCUGAGAAAAGGAAAGAUAACAUAACUGCUAUUGAAAAAUGGAAUGAAAAAAAGGAAGCUGUUUUCAAGGAAAAGGAAAAAGAGAAAAUAAAUGAGAAAAGAAAAGAAGAACUGAAAAGAGCUGAGAGAAAAGAUAAAGAUAAACAAGCUCUUGAUGAAUAUGAAAAAUGGCUGGAACAAAAAGAAAGGAAGGAAAGAAUUGAACGGAAACAAAAGAAACAUCAUUCCUUUCUUGAAAAUGAGGCACUUCCUCCAUGGAGCCCUCCAAGCAGAACUGUGUUCUCAAAAGUGUUUUGA
Molecule: messenger RNA, 1932 nt
Organism: Lipotes vexillifer (Yangtze River dolphin)
Lineage: Eukaryota; Metazoa; Chordata; Mammalia; Artiodactyla; Lipotidae
Product: microtubule-associated protein 9
Exons: 13
Coding region: 1-1932 (643 amino acids)
Biological process (GO): mitotic spindle assembly; mitotic cytokinesis; regulation of mitotic cytokinesis
Cellular component (GO): astral microtubule
Molecular function (GO): microtubule binding
Source: RefSeq, a predicted model, not a curated record